GCCUCCGCCGUGCGAUUCAUUCGGCUGUUGGUAUUCACAGAAAAAACAGAUCCUCCCUUAUUCUGAGGAUUUUGCCGAGCUGAAAACUUCCGUCUGUCGGUCGGAUGAAGAGGAUUCGGGUGUAGAGAGACUCUGAGAGCCGGAGACGGAGGAUUUAACUCGGGGAAGCUGUGCUUUAACUCUGCAGAAAUCGUCUGGGCUCCGAAUCCACUGUAAAGUUUGGGAGUGAAUGACGCUCCGCCCAUCCUCUCAUCAUCACGGCGACGAUGACAAUGGAAGAGAUUAAGAAUGAAGCGGAGACGGCCUCGAUGGUUUCCAUGACCCUCUAUGCAGUAAUGUACCCAGUCUUCAACGAGCUGGAGAGAGUGAACCUGUCUGCUGCACAGACCCUGCGAGCAGCUUUUAUUAAGGCGGAGAAGGAGAAUCCCGGUCUGACACAAGAAAUCAUCCUGAAGAUUUUAGAGAAGAAGAAUGUGGAGAUCAACUUCACCGAGUCGUUAUUACGCAUGGCUGCAGAUGAUGUUAAAGAGUACAUGAUCGAGAGGCCGGAGCGCGAGUUUCAGGACCUGAACGAGAGAGCUCGAGCACUGAAGCAGAUCCUCAGCAAAAUCCCGGACGAAAUCAACGACAGAGUGCGCUUUCUCCAGACCAUCAAAGACAUAGCGAGUGCCAUCAAAGAACUGCUGGAUACGGUCAACAAUGUCUUUAAGAAAUACCAGUAUCAGAACAGAAGAGCACUAGAGCAUCAGAAGAAAGAGUUUGUGAAAUACUCCAAAAGCUUCAGCGACACGCUGAAAACAUACUUCAAAGAUGGAAAGGCAAUAAAUGUGUUCAUCAGUGCCAACCGGCUGAUCCACCAAACCAACCUGAUUCUUCAGACUUUUAAAACAGUUGCAUAAAGAAUCUGCCUUUCCCCCCCUCCCUCUUUCAUUUUGUAACUUUAAUAUAACCUUUAUAUGAACAUGUACAAACUUUUGAACUGUGUAAUUUAUGAAUCCUGUCUCAUGGGGCGAACACUGCAGGCUUGACUUUUUGCUUUUCUGUUUUUUCUUCCUCUUCUAAUUUCUAAUGUUCUCCUGUAGCUGGGUUAGAGGCACACUGAUUUUCAUGCUAUUUUAUUUUCAGCUUUUCCUCCCCUUCCCCCCCCCCCCCCCCCUCCCUUUCUCUGUAAAUACUGGACUUUUCCUCUCCUGUCUGACCGCGCUCAGCUCCGCAGAACCAGAGUGGACGGAUGGGUGUUGUAUAUUUAAUAAUUAUUGGGUAGCAGGAAUAUUCAAAUAAAUAAAUAAAUACGCCACACAUGUUGGAAAGGUUU
Astyanax mexicanus (Mexican tetra) is the source of this 1315-nucleotide messenger RNA. It is a transcript of the gene pdcd10a, whose product is annotated as programmed cell death 10a. Gene Ontology annotation, molecular function: protein kinase binding. Gene Ontology annotation, cellular component: FAR/SIP/STRIPAK complex; Golgi apparatus. Gene Ontology annotation, biological process: regulation of Golgi organization; positive regulation of MAP kinase activity. The record is from RefSeq and is a predicted model, not a curated record. The coding region runs from base 267 to 899 and encodes 210 amino acids. Lineage: Eukaryota; Metazoa; Chordata; Actinopteri; Characiformes; Acestrorhamphidae. The transcript has 8 exons.